UCUUUUCUUUCCUGCAUGCCUUUGAUCGCUUGCCAAGGAACCUCCACAAAUCCAGGCACUGCACAGAGCUGUCCUUGGUGUGCUCCCGAAUUGCCCAGUCAAGGGUAUCCCUGCCUGAGGUUGGAAGGAUGCUGUUACUCCUGGUGAUAUGAUUGCAUAGCAACACAGCAGCACGGGCUGGUGGAGGAGGAGAGAGCCAGAGCGUGCCCACAGCAAGGCUGAGCCUCAGCAUGCAUCCCUGUCACAGGGACUUCUUUGCUGAUUCACAGAGGCAGCCCCAGCCCCUGCCACUGGAGCCGGCUGCUGCCUUCAUUUCAGACCUGACGGAAUCGGAAGGUGCCCGUGCCCAGAGAAGUCUCCCUCCCCAUGAACCUCCGUGCUGAUGCAGCCGAUGGUCAUGCAGGCAUGCCCCUACACGCUGCCACGAUGUCGUGAGCGGCGUACAGUGGAGCAGCCACGUCUCAGCAGCACCGCCCAAGCUCAGGUUAAAGCAGCGGAAGAUGGUGAAGGAGCGUCCCGUGUAACCCCGCAGGCUCCCAACAGCGCCUACGGGCCCCAGCUACCCCUGGAGAUGAAUCUUUGUUGGAACGAGAUCAAAAAGAAAUCCCACAGCCUUCGGGCUCGUCUGGAGGCCUUUUCCGACCACAGCGGGAAGCUGCAGCUCCCCCUCCAGGAGAUCAUCGACUGGCUGGGUCAGAAGGAUGAAGAGCUCUCUGCCCAGCUCCCGCUCCGGGGAGACGUGCUCUUGGUGCAGCAGGAGAAAGAGACGCAUGCGGCUUUCAUGGAAGAGGUGAAGUCUCGGGGCCCGUACAUUUACUCUGUCCUGGAGUCGGCGCAGGCCUUCCUUUCCCAGCACCCGUUCGAGGAAUUAGAGGAACCAAAUUCUGAAAGUAAAGAUGCGUCUCCACGGCACCGGAUCCAGAACGUCAGCCGGUUUGUCUGGAAGCAAGCCAACGUGGCCAGCGAGCUGUGGGAGAAGCUCACCGCCCGCUGCGUGGACCAGCACCGCCACAUCGAGCGCACGCUGGAGCAGCUGCUGGAGGUCAAGGGCGCCAUGGAGGAGCUUGGCGCAACCCUGGACCAGGCCGAGAGCGUGCGAGGCGCCUGGGAGCCCAUCGGCGACCUCUUCAUCGAUUCCUUACCCGAGCACAUCCAGGCCACCAAGCUGUUCAAAGAGGAGCUCUCCCCCAUGAAGGAUGGCGUGAAGCUAGUGAACGACCUCGCGCACCAGCUUGCCAUCUCUGAUGUGCACCUGUCCAUGGAGAACUCCCGGGCUCUGGAGCAGAUCAACACCCGCUGGAAACAGCUGCAGGCCGCCGUUAACGAACGCCUGAAGCAGCUCCAGGAUGCCCAUCGGGACUUUGGACCCGGUUCUCAGCACUUCCUCUCCACCUCCGUCCAGGUUCCUUGGGAACGAGCGAUUUCACCCAACAAAGUGCCGUACUACAUCAACCACCAGGCUCAGACAACCUGCUGGGACCACCCCAAGAUGACAGAGUUAUACCAAACACUGGCCGAUUUGAACAACAUCAAAUUCUCGGCCUAUCGGACGGCCAUGAAGCUGCGCCGUGUCCAGAAAGCUCUGCGGUUGGACCUGGUGACUCUGGCCACAGCCUUGGAAAUCUUUAAUGAGCACGAGCUGCAGCCCAUGGAGCGUGUGAUGGACGUGGUGGAGGUGAUCCACUGCCUGACUGCCCUCUAUGAGCGGCUGGAGGAGGAGAGGGGCAUUCUGGUCAACGUGCCGCUCUGCGUGGACAUGAGUCUCAACUGGCUGCUCAACGUUUUCGAUAGCGGUCGCAGCGGGAAGAUGCGGGCGCUGUCCUUCAAGACCGGCAUUGCCUGCCUGUGCGGCACGGAGGUGAAGGAGAAGUUCCAGUAUCUCUUUGGCCAGGUGGCGAAUCCCGGCGGCCUGUGCGACCAGCGGCACCUCAGCAUCCUGCUGCACGAGGCCAUCCAGGUUCCGCGCCAGCUGGGGGAGGUGGCGGCGUUUGGGGGCAGCAACGUGGAGCCCAGCGUCCGCAGCUGCUUCCGCUUCAGCAACGGGAAGCCUGCGAUCGAGGGGAUCCAGUUCCUGGAAUGGGUCAACCUGGAGCCACAGUCCAUGGUGUGGCUGGCUGUGCUGCACAGAGUGACGAUUGCCGAGCAGGUGAAGCACCAGACCAAGUGCUCUGUCUGCAGACAGUGUCCCAUCAAAGGCUUCAGGUACCGCAGCCUGAAGCAGUUCAACGUGGAUAUCUGUCAGACCUGCUUCCUGACGGGCCGGGCCAGCAAAGGGAACAAGCUGCACUACCCGAUCAUGGAGUACUACACCCCGACCACAUCCAGCGAGAACAUGAGGGACUUUGCUACCACCCUCAAAAACAAGUUCCGGUCCAAGCAGUACUUCACCAAGCAUCCGCAGAGAGGCUACCUGCCCGUCCAGUCUGUGCUGGAGGCCGACUUCACGGAGACACCAGCUUCCUCCCCGAUGUUACCACACGCCGAUACCCACUCCCGGAUCGAACACUUCGCCAGCAGGCUCGCAGAGAUGGAAAACCAGAACUGUUCCUUGUUUAAUGACAGCUUGUCCCCAGACGACAGCCUGGACGAGGAUCAGUACCUGCUGCGUCACUCCAGCCCGAUCACCGACCGAGAGCUGGGGUGCAGCCCGAAGGUCGGCGACAGCCUCAACACGGAGGAUAAGGGGGAGCUGGAGCGGAUCCUGGCCCACCUGGAGGAUGAGAACCGGAUCCUCCAGGGAGAGCUGCGGCGUCUGAAGUGGCAGCACGACGAGGCAGUGGAGUCCCCCGCGGCGGCAGAGGGGUCUCCGGAUGGGCCCCCAGACCCGCACAACGAGGAGCUCCUGGCUGAGGCCAGGAUCCUUCGGCAACACAAGAGCCGCCUGGAGACCCGAAUGCAGAUCCUGGAGGAUCAUAACAAGCAGCUGGAGUCCCAGCUGCACCGCCUGAGAGAGCUGCUCCUGCAGCCGCCUACCGAUUUGGACGCCAGUGGCUCUGCAGCCUCUUCCUUGGCUUCCUCGCCCCAUCCCUCGGAGGGAAGUCAGCCCCGGGAGAAGGAGCACCCCACCCCUGAAACUGAAGCUGCAGAUGAGGUGGAGACGAGGGCACGGGACGUCAGCCUGUGUCUGGAGGACAUCAUGGAGAAACUGAGGAGUGCCUUCCCCAAUGCCCAAGGUACCAGAGUGAAAUCCCCGUCGCUGGCUUCUUAUCCCUCCCGAAGAUGAGUCUCUCGCUUGGCUCAAAUGAAGCCCUCCCCCUCGUUCAGCCAGUCCUGCAAGACUUGGGUCCCAGCCGCCCCCCACUACCCCAGAGCUGCGAGGACUUGCAUGGCAGAGCUUUCGGGGAGGAGAAAUUCCCCCUAAGUGUGGAAAAGCUCCCCAGCUGCACAGAACUGCAGCCUUUGGCCCAGGAGAGAGAAGCCGCGCACAGGGGCUGCCUUUGGCCCUGGAGAGAAAUAUCAGUCCCAGGAUAUCAGACCUGGUACCGAAGGUUUCCACCCCUGCUGAAGAGGAACAUGCCUGAUCCCAGCUGGUUCCCGGUAUCGCUAAAUCUGCUCAUCUCGAACCAACUCCCCCCUCUCCAUCCCAGCCUGGAGGUGCAACCCGUUGCCCUGCACAGGCGGCAAAGACCAGAGCCCUGCAUGUAUCUGAAGAAAUCACUCGCAUCCUCCCACGUACCCAGGAACAGCCCGUUCUCAGCUGGGAAUGUUUAGUUGGGGGAUGGGGGAGAAUCUUUUUCAGCUGGGGGCCGCUGACCCAGAGAAAAAUGAGUCGGGGGCCGCACACAAGUGAGAAGCAAAAAAUCCCCCAAAAACCAACAACCCCCAAAACAAAACCCAACCAAAAAACAAGAAACCAAACAAAACCCCUCUGAGACCUGAGCCCCACGCGCAUGCAGCUCAGGGCACCGGGGCUCGCCUUGUGUUUCAGCCCUUAAGAACGGCCAGACUGGGUCAGACCAAAGGUCCAUCCAGCCCAGUGUCCUGUCUGCCAACAGUGGCCAAUGCCCCGGAGGGAAUGAACAGAAUCAUCA
Messenger RNA from Pelodiscus sinensis (Chinese soft-shelled turtle), 4031 nucleotides. The record is from RefSeq and is a predicted model, not a curated record. Lineage: Eukaryota; Metazoa; Chordata; Testudines; Trionychidae.